Molecule: messenger RNA, 1332 nt
Organism: Aspergillus campestris IBT 28561
Lineage: Eukaryota; Fungi; Ascomycota; Eurotiomycetes; Eurotiales; Aspergillaceae
Product: homoserine acetyltransferase family protein
Exons: 6
Coding region: 25-1086 (353 amino acids)
Biological process (GO): biosynthetic process
Molecular function (GO): acyltransferase activity, transferring groups other than amino-acyl groups
Source: RefSeq, a predicted model, not a curated record
GAAAAGUCCCAAAUACCAGUCAAGAUGACCGACGGAGACUAUGGAACUUAUCACCUGGGGGACUGGGAGCUCCAGAGUGGAGAGAAGCUUCUGAAUGCACACCUGGCAUACAAGACCUUCGGUGACCCCAGCUCCCCCGCCAUUGUUUACCCGACGUGGUUCUCCGGACUCAUCUCCGACAACUUCUGGCUAAUCGGGGAAGACAAGACCCUCAACCCCCAAAACUACUACAUCAUCAUCCCCGCCCUCUUCGGCAACAGCCAGUCCACCUCACCAUCUAAUUACCCCGCCCCGGGCCCGUUCCCAAAAUGCUCCUUCUACGACAACGUGCGCGCGCAGCACCAGCUCGUCACGCAGCACCUGGGCAUUACGCACCUGCGGGCUGUCGUCGGCUGGUCUAUGGGGGGCGGGCAGACCUACCAGUGGGCGACGCAGUAUCCGGAUUUCAUGGACCUCGCUGUGCCCUUCUGCGCGUCCGCUAGAACGUCUCUGCAUAAUCAAGCGUUUCUUGAAGGUGUCAAGGGGGCACUCCUGGCGGCGAAGGGCGUUCCAUCGGCGGGGCCAGGCGAGGGCGGGAUCUUUCGCGCGGAUCAGAACCCGCGGCUGUGGUCUGCUGGGGAAAGGGAGAUUGGGCUCAAAGCGUUUGCGAGAGUUUACGCGGGAUGGGGUUUCAGUCAGGCUUUCUACAGGGAGAAGCUGUAUGAAACCGCACUAGGCUUCAAGGACUUGGAGGACUUUUUGCAGAAUUUCUGGGAGGCAUGGGCUCUGUCUAAGGACCCGGAAAAUCUCCUCGUCAUGCUUCAGACGUGGCAGAAUGGGGAUGUCGCCCAGCAGGCCCCGUAUGACGGUAAUUUCGAAAAGGCCAUGGCCUCGAUCAAAGCGAAGACUUUGGUGCUCCCGGGAAAAACGGACCUAUACUUUCCACCAGAAGACUCGCAGUAUGAGCUCGUGUGCAUGCGACCGGGAGUUGGGACACUCGAUGUUUUCCCUUCUAUCUGGGGCCACUGGGCUGGCGGGCCGGGGGAUAGUAAAGAUGACGUCCAAUGGUUGGACAAGAAGCUGUCAGGAUUUUUCCAGAUAAAAUAGUUGUACUGGCACUCAAUGGGACAGGAGGUCUGAACAUUCAACAGCGUAGGAGUAACCGAUGGUGAAUGGAAUACGGGUGGAGAUGGCGGUAUCAGAACUUUGCAUGAUUCACUAUUAAUAGUCUCUUCCAACUAGCAGGGACAGAAGAGUAAGAAGGGCUGUGAAUUGAUUUGUUUCAAUACUCUCCAGGGGAUUGUGAUAGCCAUUGAUGUAUCUACAGUGAAGUUGAAAACAGCCUGAACUGGU